AUGACUCUGUCUGUGAAAGAACAGAAGCCACUGUUGGACACAAGAAUCGGAAAAGACUCUCCGUUCACCUUCGGGCAGAGGUACUUGACCGACGAAAAUUCUGUGUUCGACCACAACGCUUGGGACCAUGUAGAGUGGGGAGAAGAGCAGGUUAAACAAGCUGAAGAGCUCAUCGCGAAGCAGUACGAGCAACCGGUCAAGGAUUUCGAUAAGCAGCUUUUUAACUCGAAUCCUGCAAAGUACUGGGACAUCUUCUACAAAAACAAUAAAGAAAAUUUUUUCAAAGAUAGGAAAUGGCUUCAAAUCGAGUUUCCGUCGUUAUACGAAGUUAGUGGGGCAGAGUACAACAAGCCAGUGACGAUCUUGGAAGUUGGGUGUGGUGCUGGAAACACUUUUUACCCAAUCUUGAAUCAGAAUGCCAAUCCUCAGCUCAAAAUCGUGGGUUGUGACUACCUGAAAGUUGCGGUCGACUUGGUAAAAAGUAACGAGAACUAUGCGCCCAACAACGAGAAGGGUGUUGCAUUUUCUUCAGUUUGGGACCUAGCCAACCCAGAGGGAACAUUGCCUGAACACUUGGAGCCAAACUCCUGUGACAUUGUCAUCAUGGUAUUUGUCUUUUCUGCAUUGCAUCCCGACCAAUGGAAGCAUGCCAUAAACAACCUCCAGAAAGUGUUGAAGCCUGGUGGACAGAUCCUUUUCAGAGAUUACGGUCGCUACGACUUGGCCCAAGUUCGUUUCAAGAAGGGCCGUUUGCUUGACGAUAACUUCUAUAUUCGUGGAGACGGCACGCGAGUAUAUUUCUUCACCGAGGAAGAGCUCAGAGAAAUCUUCUGCACCAACGGUCCCUUUGAGGAAGAGAAGAUCGCAACUGACAGGCGCUUACUUGUGAACAGGAAGAAGCAGCUUAAGAUGUACAGAAUCUGGCUUCAGGCUGUCUUCCGUAAGCCACUAUGA
Messenger RNA from Candidozyma auris, 954 nucleotides. RefSeq names its product tRNA(Thr) (cytosine(32)-N(3))-methyltransferase (gene ABP140). The transcript has a single exon. Gene Ontology annotation, molecular function: tRNA (cytidine-N3)-methyltransferase activity. Bases 1 to 954 code for a protein of 317 amino acids. Lineage: Eukaryota; Fungi; Ascomycota; Pichiomycetes; Serinales; Metschnikowiaceae. The record is from RefSeq and is a predicted model, not a curated record.